AUGAGCUCCAACAAGGCUUUGAUCUUCAAGAAGGUUCCCAGCGGAUAUCCCAUUCCUGGGGAAGAUCUUGCUACUGAACCUGCCCUAUACGAUGCGAACGUCGCUCCCACCGAGAACGGUGUUGUUGUACAGUCUCUCUAUGCUAGUUUCGACCCUUACAUGAGGGGUCGCAUGAGGCCUGCAGCCAAAACUUCAUACAUUCCGGCAUACGAGCUGAACAAACCGAUUGACAGCUUCGGGAUCGCCAAGGUACUCCGCUCAAACAAUACCACCUUUAAGGAGAGAGACCUGGUCAUUGGCCAGCUACCGAUCCAAGAGGUUAUCUCGCUGGAUGAGAGUUUAAUUGCCAAAAUUCGCCCCCUCGAAAACCCCCUGGGCCUUGAAGACAUCCGUGUUUUCCUAGGCGCCCUUGGUAUGCCGGGUCUGACCGCAUUUUCAUCACUUUAUAAAAUCGGUGAGCCUAAGAAGGGCGAAACAAUCUUUAUCUCUGCUGCCAGUGGCGCCGUCGGCCAGGUUGCCGGCCAGCUGGCCAUGCACGAGGGCCUAAAGGUGAUUGGUAGUGUGGGCUCGGAUGAGAAAUUGGAUUAUAUCUUGAAUGAGCUUGGCUUUGAUGGUGGUUUCAACUACAAGAAGGAGUCCCCUGCGAGUGCCCUGGCUCGACUCGCUCCCGAAGGGUUGGAUAUCUAUUAUGAAAAUGUUGGUGGCGAGCACCUGGAAGCUGCCAUUGACGCCAUGAACCCUUUCGGCCGCAUCGUCGCGUGCGGAAUGAUCUCGGAGUACAACAGCACUCCUUAUCCGAUUAAGAACCUGCACAGUGUUGUUUCCAAGCGCAUUGCGAUGCGUGGCUUCAUCGUUGCGGACCCUGGUUAUGGGGAUGUCUAUUUCGAAAAACUUCAGAAGACGGUUCAGCCUUUGAUCAAGCAAGGAAGCUUCAAGGCCCUCACUCAUGAAACCGUUGGUAUUGAAAAUGCAGCUGAAUGCUUGGUGGGUAUUUUCCAUGGUAAAAACAAGGGCAAAGCUGUCCUGAAGUUCUGA
This is a messenger RNA of Aspergillus alliaceus, 1035 nucleotides long. RefSeq names its product MDR family NADP-dependent oxidoreductase. The coding region runs from base 1 to 1035 and encodes 344 amino acids. The transcript has a single exon. The record is from RefSeq and is a predicted model, not a curated record. NCBI's taxonomy places the organism in Eukaryota, Fungi, Ascomycota, Eurotiomycetes, Eurotiales, Aspergillaceae. Gene Ontology annotation, molecular function: oxidoreductase activity, acting on the CH-CH group of donors, NAD or NADP as acceptor.